CGCGCAGGGCAGAGGUGUCCCUGGCGGCGCGGUGCCGGCAGCGCGUCCUGCUGCCAAUCCCGCAUCUCCCGGUCCCAGCCAUGGAGCACUCGCAGGUUGCCAUCAUCGGCAGCGGACUCAUUGGUCGCAGCUGGGCCAUGGUAUUUGCUGCUGGAGGCUUCAAAGUGAAACUUUAUGAUAUUGCACAACAGCAGCUAACAAGCGCACUGGAAAAUAUUCGCAAACAAAUGAAAGAGAUGGAGAAGUCGGGAUUCCUGAAAGGAUCUUCUAGUGCGGAACAGCAGUUUGCUCUCAUUAGCGUUUGUACAGACCUGAAGGCAGCAGUAGAGGGUGCUGCUUUCAUUCAGGAAUGCACUCCAGAGAACCUGGAACUGAAAAAGAAGAUUUUUGGUCAGUUGGAUCUUAUUGUGGGCGACAAUGUUAUCUUGAGCAGCUCGACCUCUUGUCUCUUACCCAGCAAAUUGUUCGCUGGCCUUAAACAUGUUAAGCAGUGUAUUGUAUCACAUCCUGUAAAUCCACCUUACUUUGUGCCAUUGGUUGAAAUUGUUCCUCAUCCAGAAACAGAUCCUUCUACUACAGAAAGAACGUAUGCCCUAAUGAAGAAGAUUGGUCAAUCUCCUGUCAAACUAAACAGAGAAAUUGAGGGCUUUGUUCUGAAUCGACUACAAUAUGCAGUGAUAAGUGAAGCCUGGAGACUUGUGGGCGAAGGAGUAAUAUCUCCUACUGAUCUAGACCUUGUGAUGUCUGAUGGAUUGGGAAUGCGAUAUGCAUUUAUUGGACCUCUGGAAACCAUGCAUCUUAAUGCAGAAGGUAUUGCAAGUUAUUGUGAAAGAUACUCUGAAGGAAUGAGACUUGUUCUGAACACCUUUGGGCCAGUUCCAGAAUUUUCAGGUGAAGUUGUGCAGAAAGUCAAUCAGGCAAUGACUGAAAAAAUUCCAGUUGUGCCAAAAGUCUUGGAUGCCAGGAGAAAAUGGAGAGAUGAAUGUCUCAGUGGUCUUGCCAAACUGAAAACACAAAUGAAAUCCAACUGAGGUGCACCUUGUCUAACAGGAGAGACCAAAUGAAGAGCAGAUCUUCAUAAAAAAGUGGAAAUUUUUUGUCGUGCGGAAGAGGAGACUGAAUGUGCAACCAAUGAUAUGUGCACAUGUAGAGACCAAUGAAACAUUUGGUCCAAAUUUGACAAAUUAAUGAAUAACUAGAAACAGUUAUUAAAAAGUUCAGUUAAAAUUUAUCAAAUUACUGUAUAAAUGCAUUAGAUGUGCAGGCAUUAAGUAGCUUUAGCAAUAUUAAUAUUGUGCAAUGCUGGAACACAAUCGUGUUUUAAAUAAUGAAUUUUUCAGCUUGCUUAGGAAUUCAGCACUUGAACAAUAUUUGCUUAUGCAGGGAUCUGAAAAAGGCAAACAUCAGCUGUUUGUCACUGGAGAAAAUAAGCCCACACUCACCAAUCACUGUGACAGUGAGGUUAAUUUGUGAAGCUCUGGCUGCAGAUAGGAGAAGGUUGCAUUGAGCAAAGAGGGGAUUCACUGGCCAGUGAGCUGAGACCUCAGCAGCAGUAAGGGUCACUUCAACUCAUAUCUGUUACUGUACCACAAUGUAGGGGAAAGAAUUGCUCCUCCUUUCCCACCCUUUGGCACUUCUGUACUUGUAUGGUGAUCUAAAUGUAAGUAAAUAGAGCAGAAUUCCCCCUUCAUUCCCUACCCCUGGUUCUGUUAGACUUACCAGAGACCUACUUGGUCUUUAAGACCAUGCACUUGAUACCCCAUGGCUUCGCCCACCGAUGUUUGAUGCUGGCCAUUGGCAUUGCUGCAUUAGUAUGUGCCUCGUUUUAAGACUUGUCUCUGAGAAAUAAGAGAUUUUGAUUUAGUAGCUAGUUUGGGAGACAGUACCGUGUAGUGGGUCUGUCUGGGCUUUCUCCAUGAUCAUAUGAAUGAUCUUGGGAAGCCAGUUCACCUCUCUUGUGCCACGUCUGUUUUAUACAUUAGCUGAAACAAGAUCUGCUUCUUUAGGACUCAGCUGUAGUGAGUGUAACAGCUGCAGCUGAAGGGACCGCAGGUAUCUGGGUUGGAACUAGAUGAUCUUUAAGGUCCCUUCCAACACAAGCCGUUCUAUGAUUCUGUGAUCUGCUAUUUUGCUGCCCUGCAGAGGGAAAGAUACAGUGGCUUAAAUGUAGCAUUUAGGCUUUACUGCUGCCCUUCCCUCGGGAAACACAACUUCUCGUCCAUGGACAGGGAGGCAGGAAACACCUGGAAGUAGUAUCAACCUCAGGUGCUGCAGUGGCAUGUUUUCAUCCACAGCAGACAAAGUGUUAUUAUGAAUGUCUGAACCCUGUAAUAUGGUUGGACUUUGAUCUUAGCUGGAACCUUGGGGCAUUAUUGUUAUGCAGAUAGUAAGAAUAACUUGAAACAGGGCAUUGCACCCACCCUUCUUGAGUUAUGCAUUUCUGAAUUUGUGCUAACUGAUCAUGGAACUUCAGUCACAGCACAGAUGCAGAAGUUUUAAGCUGUCAUUUUGCUAAUUCUCUUGGUUUUUUAUAGAGGACACAAACAAGCUGUUGAAAUUUUAUUAGUUACCAUUUUGAACUGAACAGCAGAAAUGUCUGCAUGAACAUACCAAUACCACUUAUUUCUGCUUAGGUCACAGUAAAAGAUGCAGGAUAAAUUGUAUUGCUUGACACAAAUGGUGGGCCAAGAAGAGAUUUCUGGAUGUGAAACAUAGGAUGGGAGGCAUAGUGCAGAGAUUGUCCUGUGCUUCUUUAUAAUCAUCUGAGAGAAA
Messenger RNA from Neopelma chrysocephalum (saffron-crested tyrant-manakin), 2772 nucleotides. RefSeq names its product crystallin lambda 1 (gene CRYL1). The coding region runs from base 81 to 1031 and encodes 316 amino acids. Lineage: Eukaryota; Metazoa; Chordata; Aves; Passeriformes; Pipridae. Gene Ontology annotation, biological process: fatty acid metabolic process. Gene Ontology annotation, molecular function: L-gulonate 3-dehydrogenase activity; NAD+ binding. The transcript has 8 exons. The record is from RefSeq and is a predicted model, not a curated record.